AUGAGAUCCGCUCACUUCUGGAACCUCUGCAGCUCUAGUGAUCCCGCAUAUAUGACCCCUGGUCACUAUUCUCCCGUUCCUUCUUCCCUGUUGGAUCACACACUCACGUCCCUCGAAAAGACCACUCGUUGCCGUCUACUUCACGAACUCGGCGCCAGGCCUAGGAUACCCCAGAGGCGAACAUACGAGCAGAUCCACGCAAACCUACCAAACACGCCACCCCGCGCCAGCACCGAAGCUGAAGGAGACGACUUCAUGUCCUCCGACCAGCCGCGGGUCGUCGAGAGCAGACCGUCGGCUUUGACGUCCAACCCGGUGCACGAAGCCGAGGACGAAAAGGACCAUGGCAAUGUCGAACACCCGUUGUCGGGCGAACAAGUACGGGACGUCAUUCGCCUGAUCCAAUGUCGGAAAUGCUCCCGUCCCCUUCGAGAUCCCAUUACACUGCCAUGCGGCCGAAGCCUCUGCAGACGCUGCCUCCCCGAGACACAUACCCGAGAACAUAUAUCCUAUCCCGCCACGCCAAAUAGGUUACGGGGUUUCGAAUGCCCUUACCAAGAAUGCGGUCGAAGCCAUGCUGUUGGUGACUGUGGCGUCGAUGUCAUUCUCACCAAGGCAGUCAACAACUUCAAGGCUGAAAUGGAAAAGGCGAGAGACAUCAUCACAACGGCCGAGAUCUCCACCCAUGUCAUAAUACUACGCCCGGGCGCUGGACAGAUGGGGAGCGAAGUUGACGAUGAGACGACGUCCCGGAUUGUCAAGGGGGGGCCGUUGGUCGCUGUUUAUACUCUGGCCGAGUCGGGUGAGUUGGAUUACAGUUCUAAUGUCACAUUGGCGGAGGUCUCCUCACUCGGGGACGAAGCCGCCACUAUCGACAUCAGGACCUUUUCCAAGGUCAAAGAGACGGUGCGGACAGAGAUGGACUGCCAGGUCUGCUACGCCUUGUUCUACGACCCUCUGACGACUGUGUGCGGCCACACCUUUUGUCGGUCUUGCCUUCACCGGGUCCUGGAUCACUCCUCGUACUGUCCUAUCUGUCGACGGGGCUUGUCGGUCAGCCCCUUACUUUAUCGGGAAUCUUGCCCUUCGAACGAGCAUUUGAAGACCAUCAUCCAGACUUUCUGGGCUGAUGCCGUCCUCACCAGAGGCGAUGCCUUGGCCGCUGAGGCGCUGAACAGACAUCGAGAGUUUGACAUUCCCAUCUUUGUCUGCACACUUUCGUUCCCCAUGAUGCCAACAUUCCUUCACGUCUUCGAACCACGUUAUCGUUUGAUGAUCCGCCGCGCUUUGGAAGGCGACAGAACUUUCGGCAUGGUGUUGCCGCAACGGCCCCGGACUGCCAACGACACACAUUUCGUGGAAUACGGGACGUUAUUGCGCAUCGUAAAUGCCGAGUACUUUGCGGACGGUAGAAGUCUCAUUGAAACGAUUGGCAUCUCACGGUUUAGAAUUACGAGAAAUGGGAUUUUGGAUGGAUACCUUGUGGGGAGCAUCGAGCGAAUCGACGACAUUUCCAUCGCGGAGGAAGAAGACUUGGAGGCAACCGAGACACAGCAGGCCCUGGAGAGGUAUGAGAGCGCCGCCACACAUAUGAGCGAAGACUCUACGACGUCACGACCAACCACCCCUGAGGACCUCUCCAAGAUGCCCACGAGUGAGCUACUGUCCUUGGGUGUUUCGUUUGUCACCAGAAUGCAACAACAAAGCGUGCCCUGGCUGGCACAACGUAUGUUGACGAUAUAUGGAGAGUGCCCAAACGAUCCGGCCCUCUUCCCAUGGUGGUUCGCCAGUAUCCUACCCGCCAAGGAAUACGAGAAGUACAAGCUCCUCGAAACAAGGAGCGUCAGAGAGAGACUUAAGAUAUGCUGCGGCUGGAUCCUGGAGUGGGAGUCAAGUACUUGGUGA
Messenger RNA from Colletotrichum higginsianum IMI 349063, 1905 nucleotides. Its product is annotated as ATP-dependent protease La domain-containing protein. The transcript is spliced from 2 exons. The record is from RefSeq and is a predicted model, not a curated record. Lineage: Eukaryota; Fungi; Ascomycota; Sordariomycetes; Glomerellales; Glomerellaceae. Bases 1 to 1905 code for a protein of 634 amino acids.